AUGGGGAUAACUCGGAAGAGACUCUCUUUGAGCCCGAGGAGCCGCUCCAAACCCCCCUCCAGGAGAACGUGCAAGAGGUCGUAUGGACAGAUUUACGGUCAGGUCCUGCUUAGCCCUCCUCAUCGAGACCCUCUCAAGGAGUUACUCGACGACUCGCGCCCCACGCUCGACUGCUGGGACACUGCUAGAGCGCCCGUUUGGAUCAUCCGCGCACGGCUGCAAAGGGCAUUCCCGCACCUCAGGCUCAUCAGUCCCCCCGGUCCUUUCCGGUUGGGGCUGUGC
Molecule: messenger RNA, 282 nt
Organism: Iphiclides podalirius (scarce swallowtail)
Lineage: Eukaryota; Metazoa; Arthropoda; Insecta; Lepidoptera; Papilionidae
Source: the annotation of a GenBank genome assembly